GCAAAGAAGCUAGCUAGAACAGAAGCACACAAACAGCCAUGACUAGAACCGAGGAAGAUGCUCAUCCGGCAGUGAUCUCCCACCCCGCACAUCCGCAGCACAAGCUUCAGCGGGCGGUGGUGGACGCCAAGUUCAAGUGCGACGGCUGCAUGCAGCUCGGCAAGGGUCGUAGCUAUCGGUGUGAGCCAUGCGACUACGACAUCCACACACGCUGCGCGCCUACCGAGUCGAGCCUGAAACACCAUCUGCUAAAAAACUGCAAGCUCGACUUCCGCCUCAAGCCGCCCGGCCCCGGCUGCUGGUGCGACGCCUGCGGCGAUGAAUGUCUCGGCUUCUUGUACAGCAACCGCGACCGCAACGUCGACCUCCACCCCCGCUGCGCUUUCCUCCCACAGCAGGUCGUCAUAGACGGCGUCCCGUUCGAGCUCCACACGAAGAAGGAAUCGGCCCUUACUUGUUUCCGGUGCCAGCAGAAAGGCGCCCGCCGCAACACUUACUGGUCCUAUCGUUCCCGCGACAGCGGGGAACAUAGGUACGUGCACGUGGGGUGCCUGAUAGACGGCACCCGCGGCAAGGAGGAGAGCGUACCAACACCAACAGAACUGGUGAACAAUCCUGGCAAGGGCGCAUGGUACAAGAGUAUUUGGAAGUUCACCAAGAUCGUUGCAAAACUGAGCUUCUAUCUCAUCACAUUCGAUGCGAUGGGUAUUUUUACCAUGGCUGGAGACGUCGUUGACUGUUUCAUGUGAAUUAAACGACGUAAAGAGUGAGUGUUAUGUCUGUACUCUGCUGCUGUCCCCUGAACUUGUCCAAGUCUUAUUGGUUCUGUCCUAGUGCUAUUAGGUUUUUGCCCCGUAGUAGAUACUCGGAUGCCGGGUAUCUGUCAGCGGGUUUCCUACUAGCGCGAGGGCACAAAUUUGUUGUCUUGUUGA
Lolium perenne is the source of this 932-nucleotide messenger RNA. RefSeq names its product protein VACUOLELESS GAMETOPHYTES-like. The record is from RefSeq and is a predicted model, not a curated record. NCBI's taxonomy places the organism in Eukaryota, Viridiplantae, Streptophyta, Magnoliopsida, Poales, Poaceae.